GUGGUUUGUGUGUGUUACCCGGCGUUUAUUUUUUAUCUUUUAUAUUUAUGUGUCGUCCAGAAGUACUUUUUGGUGAUUUCUUUAUCUUCAGUCGAGGCUGGAACUUAAAGGUGGUUACUGGCAGGCGAGUUUAAGAGAACCUUCCAGUGGCAGAAGAUCGAUAGCAAGCUCUCGUCUUCGUGCCCGGAGAAGUUGUUCAACAUUUGAGGGAUUUUCUUUCAGAAUGGCCGCUGAACUACAAUGUUAUCUCGAGCGAUACAAGAAGGUUUGUGAAGAAUCAUCUUUGGGACACAAUGGAAUUUGUCACGAUAACAAAUUAAAAGAACAAAUCAGACAGUGGUUAAUAAAAAGUGGCGCACAUUUGGCUUCCUUACUGUGGGUUGAUGUGCAUGAAAUAAUUGCCAAAUCCUUGCAAAGGUCACAUAAUAACCCAAAUAUUUUCAAGAAGCUGAUUGGGGCUUUUGAAUUAUUGGAAAUGGCUGCUGCCAACCUCUUUCAGUACCCAUGGAGAAAUGAAUUCAAAACAAUAAAGACUUUUUCAGGAGCCUAUGUGUACCACCUAAAACCUACAAUCUGUAAUGAAGACCUUGAAAGAAUUUUUAAGAGAAUGGGCUAUCGGGUAAAGGAUAAUCUUGAACUUGAAGUGGGGGAUCUUCCACAUGCUUCACAAUUGAUAAGUCUAGCGUUUAACUUCUUUGUUGCAAGGACUGAAUGUGAAAUCUUGUUAGAAGUCAUUGGAAAACUUGGCUACUGUAAGGUUUCAGUAGAAGAACUGCUUUUACAAAGAAAAUUGAUGACCAAUAUUGACGCCUGUGUUGAAAGGCUAAACCGGACCUGUUCUACUUCUGAGACCCAGAGAGGAAAGCAACUUCAAAGAACACUUGCAUCUGUCUCUAAUGCAGAAGAUAUCUAUAUGGAUUCAGGGUCUAAUCCUAGUGCAAAUCAUCAAACCGAUUCUCCUUCUCAGCAGGAAUACAAUAGAAGCACAAUCCCCUUGGCAAUGCAUGUAGAGUACAGGCCUUAUAGUAGUGACCAGUAUAAGGAUGAAACUUGCAACAAGCACAUUACUAGAAUCUCUGGUAAUGAGCACAUUCCUCCUUCGAAUAUUGAAGACAAUAAAUUUGAGGAAUCUCAAGACCUACAUAAAACCACAGCUGAGUUUAAAUCUGUUGGUGAGCCCGAUACAGCUGGAGAUGUUUUGGAUCUGAAAAAAUACUUAAAGCAUAAUUGUCUUGACAGUGGUGAAUCAGUUCGCUACUGUUGUGAUACAUGUUGCACAGCUCACACCAUUUCCUGUAACAGUAUGAAAACCUGCAUGGAUCAUGUCCUCAGAUUUUUUGAAGCUGCAGACUCUGUUUGUCUCCAACAGGCUGAAGGUGCUUGCAGUAACUUGGCGCAGUCAUCAAAUGCAGGCAUACUAAAAGUAGAUCCUGCCUGUGUAGUGUGUAAGGCAUUAGCCACAUACAUUUGUUGUGAAUGUGGCAUGUGUAAGUGUACAUACUGUGGUUACCAAUCUAUACUAGUAUGUCAGAAAUGUGACAAGAUGCUUGAGAAGUUAAGAUCCUGAUUGUGUUCG
This is a messenger RNA of Mobula hypostoma (lesser devil ray), 1576 nucleotides long. RefSeq names its product spermatogenesis associated 2-like (gene spata2l). Gene Ontology annotation, cellular component: cytoplasm. The transcript has 3 exons. The coding region runs from base 224 to 1567 and encodes 447 amino acids. Lineage: Eukaryota; Metazoa; Chordata; Chondrichthyes; Myliobatiformes; Myliobatidae. The record is from RefSeq and is a predicted model, not a curated record.